UGGAGGGCGGCGGUGACGGAGGCGAGGCGCGAGGCGGCGGCGGCGGCGGCGGCGGCGGCGGCGGCGGCGGCGGCGGCGGGUCUCGGUGAGCGGCGGCGGGAGGAGGAGCAGCGGCGGCGGGAGGAGGAGCAGCGGCGGCGCUCGCUCGCUGUUGACGGGAGCGCUUUUGAGCCUGGGAGCCCAUGCCACUGCGACCGGCUCGGCGGCGCGCAAGGAAGCAGGCGCAGCGGAGGCGGCCUAGCACCGGCUCGGCGCCGGGCGGUUGCGCUGCCCGCGAGCCGCGUCCUGAGCCUCGGCAGCGCGCUGCGCGGCGCGGCGCUCGCGCUGCUUCU
Emiliania huxleyi CCMP1516 is the source of this 332-nucleotide messenger RNA. RefSeq lists its product as hypothetical. The transcript is spliced from 3 exons. The annotation marks the transcript as partial. The record is from RefSeq and is a predicted model, not a curated record. Lineage: Eukaryota; Haptophyta; Isochrysidales; Noelaerhabdaceae.